CGACAGAAAGAGAAAAAGAGAGGGGGGGGGGGAGAGAGAGAAAAGCAGAGAAAAAGUGAAAGGAAAAGAAAAAAGAGAAGUCGCUGAUGUCCUCCAGGAGCAGGAAGCUCCCGUUAACACCAUCACCACCACCACCAUCGUCGCCACCAGCAUCUCCACCACCACCACCGCCACCACCAUAGCCGCCAUAACCAUCAUAUCAAUAUCCGGUGUUAUCAAGAACACCAUUAUCAACGGCAAUAGUAUUACAUCUUCGUCGUCCUCAUCGUCAUCAUCAAGGAAACAUCUAUGAAAAGGAAGACGGACGCUAACAUCCGUCAUUCUGUCCUUUACCAUCAACCCUUUUGAAAGUUCUUAUUAAAUCAUACAUGAUAAUACACGACCUCUUCUUCGAUUCUUCUUGUACUACCACCUCUGCCAGAGUGUACGAGACGUUUAGAUCGACACAACUCUGAAUGUCUUCGCACAUACAAAAGUCGUGCGUGGGGCUUGAAGCGACAUUGAGUGACAGCAAAAAGAAGUACGGCGACAAGGUGAAUGCACUUUUGUCUGCCUGGGAGCAUGUCACCAAUUUCAUUCCUGGGGCAACGCCAGAGGCCACCCAGUCUCUCAUAGAAUGGGCUCACAAACAUACAUUAAAACUGGUAUUGCGCGGGGAGUGGCCAAAGUUGUCACCCGCCACGAAGACGCACCUCAGCGUAACAUUACAGAGGUGCGCGUCUCACCUGGUGCAACACCCCGCUGCACUCAGGUGUACCGCCUUGAUAGCUCUAGUGCACAAUCCAUGGACGCAUCCUGCUCUCGACAGCAUACUUAACGGACAACCGGAUUCCGAACAUGAAGAAGAAUUUUGCUGUUCGGAAAAGGGCGAGUUGCUGACGAUGAGACUGAAAAUACUUUGCGAGGACCGCUGCGAGGACAUAGCGGUGAACCUCGCCGCAGCGUGUAUACGCUCCCUUAGAAGAAGCGACCGAUUAAGAUCGCUUUCAGAUUCCCAUCACAUUCAUUACAUGAUUGACGUAUAUAUUGUCCUCCUGUACAAAUUGAAACGCACGCAAGAUAUUUUCGCUCAACUAAAAUUAAUGGACCUUAAUGAUGGACUCGAAUUAGUACAGAGACUUAGCGGAGAAAGACCAACUAAAUAUGGAACAGCCCGUGUAUGGAGAAAUUCUAUAAAAGCUGCGGAAUUGGUAGCUCAGUAUCUUGUAACCGCCGGGAUGGUACGACCGGUAUCAGAAACCGGUGCGAAUAUUUUGGAACAAAUUUUUAAUUCCUGGGCAUUGUUACAUUCAAAAUUGAAAGAUAUCACGCCGACCUUACCUGGGAUGAUUAGAAAAUUAAUAGAACCCGCCGAAAGUGCUCAGCAUAUAUAUAUAUUCUGUGCUGUGCUUAUCAAGCAUUUUGGCGACAGUAUAAAACCAUUGGUAAUCGAGUUAUAUAUAAGGGCGUUAACGACUGAUAUGAACGAGUUGGAGAGUCAAAAGGCAAAAUCGGACAAAGAGAAAGUACGAGAAACGGCUAAACGUUUGAGCACACAAUUUCUCAAAUUGGCCGACGUAGUUGGUAGCAAUAUCGGUAUAGCGAGAGAAUGCGUCCUAACGGCAUUUUCUUUGCAUCCUACCAGAGCUUGUUACGACAGGAUAAAGGAUAUUGCGAUAGCCUGUGGGAAAACGAAGCAAGAUGAUGGUUCGUUGAACGAUGUCGUCGAAAACGAGAAACUUCCAAAUACGUCGGCGAACGAUCAUUCGACCGCGUCGAUAACAAAAAGUGAAAAGACUGUCUCGGAAAGGGGCGGAAUUUCGAUAUCACGCAAUGGUAGCAUCCUAGAAUCCUUAUCGUCGUCGUCCUCCACCGCUACCACCAACGGCAACACCAUCACCACCAAUGCCGCCGCUACCACAAGUAUUACCUCUACCUCUACAUCCAGUUCCAUUCCCACAACAUAUUCUUCCUCAUCAUUAGUCGCGACCAUAGCUUCGUCGUCCUUGACGAGUACGAUAAUGACGAUCGCAGCACCAACUGCAGUGACGAAAAAGGCCAUAGAUUUUCAGAACGGCCAAGUAUCAAAAACCUUCGAGCGUACGGAUCAACUGUUGAAAAGUAUGUUGACGGCUUCGCGAAAAAGUAACGAUAGCGUGCCCCUCAACGAUAAGUGUCUGUUACAUUCGAAGAGAAAUUCCACUAGCGAUGGCCCAUUGGGAGAGCUCUGUUUCAAUUGCGGCGAAUUCACCGGCGACGAAACACCAAAUAGCAAAUCCCCCGAGGCAUGCACCACUGCGGAGAACGUGGAAAGGACGUUGGACGCUUUGAUCUUGAUAAAGGGAGAGGCUGUUACGGGAUCGGCGAAUUACGACGAGAAGUCUGUACCAAAUCAAGUUCUUGAUGCUGAGAAACUUGGGCUUUCGCCACAGUUAUGCGACGAUUUGUCGGUAGUUCUCAGCAGUCCGAGGUAUCACAUGCUUAGUUGGGUGUUGGAUUGGAAAGAAUUGAACAAUUUGUGUGAGAGGUAUUUAGAAAAUGCGGAAGAGAUGCGGAAUACGAACAAGGAGUUGAAGUAUCUCAAUAUUGACUACUCGCAGUUCAAAGAUUGGCCGUCGGAAGAUGACACGAAGGAUGUAUUUUUUGGUAUUGAAAAGGGCUACGAACAGUGGGUCGAUUUGCCGUCCGAUGGCUCGGAGCAAUUUGGUAGUUUCCAACCAGCAGGAGGCUACAAAAGAUCUUCGACGAGACGAAGUUUGGACGAUACGACUACUACGGAUUCGGACAGUGGAAGUGUAUUGCGCGUUCGAAGGACAGGAAGGCAACGCAAAGUUCAUAGGCUUGAAUCCUCCGAAAGCGAUUAUGACAGCACGGAACGUAAACCAAAACAUUUUAGGAAUCGUGCUAGCUCUGUCUCCGACUCGGAUAGUAACACGCAAGAUAGCCAAACCGAUAGUCUCGGUAGUGACGGUUGUAGAUUAGAAACCAAAAAGAAAUCUAGCAAAUCUUCUAAUAAGGAAAUCAGUAAGAAGCGAGUCAAGCCAUCGAAAUUAACCGUCGAUUCUGUUUCGCAUUUUCACAUGUUGGUUAACGAAAACGUCAGGCAUACUUCUUCUCACGAGGACGCAAGUAGUUCCGACGUGAGUACCAACGACAUAAUAACUCUAUUUUCCGCUGAUAUGGAUGAAAGCAAACGAGAGACGAUCAAAGGGUCUACUUAUACCGCAGCAGCGCCAUUAAUAAUAACUGAAAGAAGAAGCGAUCCUGCGGUAUUGAAAUCUUUGCGAAUGUUUAGGCCACAAAAUGCAAAAAAGCCGACGAGGAUAGCGCAGAUAUUACAAAAAAAUUUGCUUAAUAAAAGCAAAGACAAUAAGUUAAACGAAGAGUCCAGUAGCGUAGCCAAAUUUGCGCCGAUGCUGAGUACGUUGAAUUUAAGUCCAAAGAUCGUUUUGACCAGAGCGGAUGAAAUUGAUAGGAAAUUAGUUCGUUCGAAAAAGCAACAGCGGCUUAGUACCGGUGAUAUCACUAGCGAACUGAUUAAUAUACAAAAGACCAUGCCCUUCUCACCUAACAAGAACGUAAUGACUACGUUUCAAAAACAAAAGAACUGUACUGGCAAUAAUUCAAGUAAAACUGAUUUAGUAGGUACCGUAGAUAGUCGAGAUUUAAGCUCCGUUAAAUCUAAUUUGGGUAAGAACAAAUUUGAUAUACUUGCGAAGGCGGUAAGAGACUCGGAUAUAUUAGCAAAAAAUGUACCAGGUUUGAAUUCCUUAGAUAUGAUGGUACCACCGAGGGUUCGAUCAACCGUAAACGUUGUACAACUAUCUCGAAACAUUCCACAGAGCCCUAAUUCAGGUUCUACCAACAGCGGCAAUACACCUCCAAGACCGAACAGAACGCCAAGCGUAGCUGGAAGUAUUCAGUUACCUGGUACGCCAUCUUCCGGUGGUCACGACAGCGGUGUCGGGAUGAGCCCAGCCGGUCAAACGCCGCCACCAAGGUCAUCCGCUUUGCCCGACAUAGGCGAGGAGGCUAAUCAGCCACCGGACACAUCUUCGACGACCCCAACGAACACGAUUCAUUUCGAGUCAGAUACUGCGACUUCAAGAACGACGGUGGCUAUGCGACGUGGUAGUCAACAUCAGUCGCCAAAAAAAUCUCCCUCGCCUUGUUCGGCAGCGACAACGACCACAACUGUAACGACUACGACGACGACAUCGUCCUCGUCAUCGCCGUCUUCAACGGUCGUACCAUCUUCUUCGAUCGGAUCCGAACAAUUACAAAUAGUUUGCAAACCCGACGGUACUUACCAACUGGCUUCGGUCAAUCCCAACGUACUGACGAAUCAAAGGAAUGUUCUUACUUUGCAGAACUUGGAUGAGGGAAACGUUGGAAAUUUUUCCCGACAGACGCAACGUAACGCGGAAGUAACCAAUAACUCCAGCAAUAGGAAUACCUACGACAGAUUGUCGUCCGUGAAGGUAUCCUCGCAAUCAGGUCAAAAUACAGGCUUGCCAAAGUUUCAACAAGCAUUCGGUAGAACGAUUUAUACAUUAUCGACGGAUACGAGUAGCGGAACGGUUACUACGACAGAGUCACUUGUUCAAUCUACGUCUACGCAAAAGACAACAAAUCUUUCAAAAGCUGUACAAACAUCGGUACCUAACACACAGCAGACUAAUUCGGCGACAGGUAUCAACGUACAGUCAAUAACCAACAUUCCUAAUCUGCAAUUAUCUGCUGGUAGACAAAUAUUGAAUAUCGUUCAAAGUUCAAGCGCUAACGCAAACACGGGAACCAACUUAAAUACGAAUCAAACGUUGACGCAGCUUGUACAAAGCGUGCAAAACGCUUCCCCUGGUGUAAUAUAUACGCACAAAAUACCAGUUACGAUAUCAACCACGAAUCCUAGCCAGUUGAACAUCAUACCAACGAUAUCUCACGCCAAUUCUAUACCAACAGGUAGAACGCCGGUAGUAAAAUUGAAUAUUAUUCGUACCGCUGCUCCUUUAAGACCACAAAAUCUUACUGGUACGAUACAGGCUGUACUUGCGACUCCUAGAUUGCAACAACAAACUCAACAAAACGUAAGAGCCGACAACUUAUUGAGUUCUCCGAUAGAGGUACCGAAUCAAGUGAGUUCGACGACUUUGGAACAGUUACGAGAAUUUGAAAGUGUUUUGGAACAAGUUAAGGAAAGGAGUACCAUACAACCUCAGUCGCAUCAAUCUCUAUCAUCUACGACAACUACUACCGUACAAACGCAAACAACAACACAACAACAACAACAACAACAACAACAACAACAACAACAACAACAAACGUCACAACAGCAGCAGUCGCAGCAACAACAAGUAUCCGUUAGCGCGCUUGCUCAACAGCUUUUGAUGCCAACGCAAUCAAGUAGCAACAAUGAGUUCUCCGGUAACGGUAACAACGCUACGUUUCAACAGGACGUCUUUCCACAAAAAGUUUCGCUUGCUUAUGUAAAUCAAAACACGGCAAGUGGCACUACCAAGGUAUCAAAUUCGUCGCCGGUAGUUGUGACAAGUUAUUGCCAACCGGUAGCCUCGCCGGCGUUAAGUGUUACUUCCCAAAGUUCGUCGAGCCCGUGCGUAACUCCAGCGCCCGCUCCGAUUCCUUCGGCUGGUAAAACACCGCCAACUCCGCCUUCUUCGAAGACAGUUAAGAAAUCUACUCCUAAAACUGUGAAAACAAGUGCGACGAAUACGGCUAAGGCUUCGCCUAUACCGAAACCUCAACAAAAGCCGCAGGAGGACGAACAGACGGCCCAAAGGAUUUAUGCCAUUUUAGACGAAUACGCGGAACAGUUAAGAAAUUCGCCAGAUCUUAAUAACAAACCUGCCCCGAGAAGAAGAUCCAAUCCGCCAACAAAUCCGGGUCAAUCCUCGAAGAGGAAAAAAUCUAGCUCGAGUAAGACAAAACCGGCGGGACAGCAAACAUCGGAAUUAAGUCCGAGUACGGAUGAUCUUGGGAGGACAAUGGGUAGCGAAGAUUCUUCCAGUGGAAUCGUACACAUUCAAGAUAGUCCUGCAGGCUUCAUGACCACCGAAGAACAAUCGAACAUAACGAACGAUACGAAUGCCGAAAUACGUAAUCUGACCAACGAUUCUAGCGACGGCGUCGAGUUGAACGUUAAAAGGCGCAAUCUCAUAUUUGCCGAGCCUGGUACUGGUCAACCAAGAGCUGUCAUCGUUCAGGAAGCUUUACAAACUAGCUCUGUCAGCGUUAGCGAAGCUAUUGCUUCGGUAACAGGAAAAGUAGGAAGUACGGCCGUUUUGGUACCAGGUACAAAUUAUAUUUUGCCAAUGAAUUUAAUGAAAAGUGGUCAACAGUUUACGAUAGUAUCGAGUGGAUCGAAGUUCCUUGCUACUGUGCCAGCGACGGUCAGAGCUACCGGUAAUACCGGCGUAUCUAACGCACUGGUACUGCAAUCUUUUCUAAAUCAAGCUGGUAAAAUAAUUUCUCAGCCUGCACAAGUGAAACAAGUUAAGAUACCAACAUUACAGACCUUAUCGGGCAGUCAAUCGUUAAAUACUACGCAAAAUGUUCAAAAUGCUUCUGUCGUUAUUCCACAAACGGCAACUAGUAAUCAAUUUUCAGGGGAAUCUGUAAACGAGAAAAGUAAUAUUAUAAGUGAUAUCAACGCGUCGAAAUCCGACGUAACCGCUUCUGCAGGUGCUACGGAAUCAGCGACGAGUACUAUUGUGGUUAAUAAGACUAAUCCAACUAUUGGUUUGAUUCAACGAAAUCUUAACGAGAUAUCAGAAAAUCAACAGAUUUGUAGUGUAAUUACGAGUAAUCCAAAUUUGGCCUUACAGAGUACGAGAUUGUUUAACUCUUCUAUGCAUAAGAUAACAACGCCCACGGGAUUGAAAACUGAAAACGUGGUGUGUCUGGCGCCAACAGGAACAAUUUCUCAUUCGACUGAAAAGAAAUCAUCGCAGGAUAAUCAGACGCAUAAUGAAAAAUCGGUAUCUAUUCAGACAGCAGCAACGAUUGCUUUAGCUUUUGCUACACAGUCGACAGAUCCUUUAAUAAAUGGUAGUCAGCAACAACAAAAGGAUAUCAAGGAAUCUUCUUCCGACAUAAUAUCCGACGCCAAGAUAAUUUCACCUAAAACAGUCAAGAGAAAAAUGGAGGAUGCUGUGAGCAUGCAGGAAAUCGUGCCUAGAAAUUUAAUCGCCACGAAUUCGGUUGUUUGCUCCAACAUCGUUACGUCGUUGCAAAAUAAUACAAAGAUCGAUUCCAUGUCCACUAUUGCCUCUAGCAAUAAAGAUUCAUCGAAUAUCGAAAAUUCAACGCAAUAUUUAGUGACAGGUGGUCCUAGUAGUUCGGACAGUCAGGGAUCUCCGGUUCAGCAGUCUAACGAAUCGGACGUGUCUUGUAAAAUUGGUAACGGUUUGUUGUAUGGAAACGCAAGGUUACAAGAGGCAUGGGAGCCAGAAGGAAAGGUAUCUCCGGAUACACCAUGGAGGUACGUGCCGACGUCGACAAAUCCUUUGGGAAUCGAGCCAUUGAAGGUAUAUUCAAGGGAAAACGAUAAUUCCGACAAUGUACAAAGCGUUCUGCAAAUAAUCAAUAAGGGACAAGGAAUAGAAAUGGCUAGUGGCCAAGUUUAUCAGACGAAUACGAAGAAGUAUUUUAUGAACCAUACUUUAGAGCCGUUUCAUCAGUAUUCGAAUAAGAGUAUUAUGAAGAGCCAAUUAAAUCAAAGGUUAGAUCGGGAAUUGUUACAACAAAAAAUGGAAAAGAAAACAGCCGCGAUAGAGCGUGAACUCCGAUUGCAAAAGAGCUUAUCGGAGGAGUGCGAGGAUUUAGGCGUUGACGAGCCCAGUACCAGCGAUUUAUUUCCAGAAGCAGAUUUGUUGUUCGAUACGAAUCAUUCACCGUCUUUCGACCAUUCCUCGCAAGAUGCAUCCUGCAGUCAAUCCCUGGGGAUGAAAUCGUACAGCAGUUCCUAUUUUCGUCCUUUGGACUCGUCGAGCGGUAGCAGGGACGCCAGUCCGGUCGCUGAUUUCAAAUUGAACGAACGUAGAAAGAAUGUGACCCAGCGUACGAGAAGUCUAAAGGAUACGAGCAAAAGAAGGAAGGGAGAUAAGACGGUAGAAUUCCAAUCGGAACAUCCUGCGAAACAUAUGCGCUUCACCUUAGAAAAUUUAAGUCAGGACGAAGAAGGUUCGAACAGUAACUCCGACAUGUCGAGACUUUCCCCGACUCAUUUACCUUUGCUCGAAAACGAUUCCUCGAAGGAUAUUAACCGGAUGAAGAUGGGCUCGAGGAAUUGUUCGAAAGAAGGUUCGCCGAGCAGCGUAUCCAGCAUUCCAUCUAACAUCAAAUUGGACAUCGAUCUUGAUUCGGAAUCUUUGCCGCCGAGUAUAAAUGUAAAUAAUACGUCAGCUGCUAGCUCGGGCGAUGAGAGCUUGACGUUGCUCGGUGGUAGUACAGCUGACGUAACUAUACCUUCGCCUCUCUCGCCUAUCGCUGGACCGCUUUUGUCAACGCACAAAUAUACCUACGCGAAUAAGAAGCGCAUAGCCUCGAAAGUAACCCGAAUGGAUUAUCUUUCCUGGGAAAGUCCUAUGUCCGAAAGAACGAGAACGAGUAGCGACGAGGAAGACUCCAGUAUUAGCGAAUCUAUAAGCAGCCAAACGGAGGAUAACGUAUUGACGAACGGUCUCGACGAUGCUCUACAGCAAACGUUAAAGUCCACGUCGGCCGACCGACGUUGUACAUAUUUAAAAAAAAAAGACAAGUUACAAGUGAAUGCAAGAGUGCUAUUGAACAGAGCCGAUCAUAAACCAGGAACUUUGAGUAAACGCGUUAAACCGUCGGAAUCUAUGAACGAUUCCGUACUUCUUUCUAGCGACAAGACCUCCGAAUUGUCGGAGGACGAGGCAGGUAAUAUAACAUUAACAGAGCCAGAUUGUAGAGCUAGGAGAUCGAGUUUACGUGGUCACGUCAAAAAAGGUUGCGCUUGUUGUAACGGUUCUCCCGAAAGACCAAAAAAAAAGACAGUUAAGUCGUCGGAUCAUCGAUUGAAGAAGAGAUUAUCUUCGAAACAGAUCGCCAAGAAAAGGUAGUCCUAGCGAUCUAACGCUCGCUCGUCGUCUUCUUCGUUUUAUCGAUAUAUCCUUACACUAAGCAUCUUAGAAUAUGCUUCGGUAAUGGGAAAACCUUCGAGCGAUCUAAAUUAUCCUUAUAGUAAACUCUUAUUACUAAUUGGAAUUAACAUGAGAUUUUUCAAAUAUUACGUACCUCACAAAAGUACGAGACAUAUUUAUGAUCAUCAUUGAUCGUAAAAGAUCCCUAUGAAUUGCGUUUGUAUAUAUUUAGAACGUGUGCAAGUUGUAAGAGAGA
This is a messenger RNA of Vespula pensylvanica (western yellowjacket), 9360 nucleotides long. RefSeq names its product serine-rich adhesin for platelets-like. Lineage: Eukaryota; Metazoa; Arthropoda; Insecta; Hymenoptera; Vespidae. The transcript has 8 exons. Gene Ontology annotation, biological process: mRNA 3'-end processing. Gene Ontology annotation, cellular component: RNA polymerase II, holoenzyme. Bases 456 to 9083 code for a protein of 2875 amino acids. Gene Ontology annotation, molecular function: RNA polymerase II complex binding. The record is from RefSeq and is a predicted model, not a curated record.